This is a messenger RNA of Cajanus cajan (pigeon pea), 1418 nucleotides long. Its product is annotated as phosphopantothenate--cysteine ligase 2. Lineage: Eukaryota; Viridiplantae; Streptophyta; Magnoliopsida; Fabales; Fabaceae. The record is from RefSeq and is a predicted model, not a curated record.
UUUUUAUUGUUAGGCACCGAAUAUUAUUAAUGUUGGGAGGAAUAACCAUAGUCCAUAAGUCCCACGGGCCACGGCAAUGGCACAAUUAUAAGAUGCACCACGUUCUGUGAACGUUUCACCUUCACUCUGUUUGAAAAAUUUGAUUUUGAUGGAUGCGGCAAAGGGAUUGGAGGCUCCGGGGGAGACCCUUGAAGCGCAAGUCAAAGCCUUUUUCGAUUCAGCUCCUCCUCUGCAGAACAGUGAUGAAAUAACUCAAAAGUUGAAUCAGUUCAUUCAACGCAAUUCUUCUCCAUCAUCAGCGAGGAGAGUUGUUUGUGUGACUUCUGGUGGCACCACUGCCCCAUUAGAACAACGGUGUGUUCGUUAUGUUGACAAUUUCAGUUCAGGUCACAGAGGAGCCACUUCCACUGAGUAUUUUCUGAAGGCUGGAUAUGCUGUUAUCUUUCUGUACCGGAGGAGAAGUUUCCAGCCAUUUUGUAGAUCCCUACCCGAUGAUCCUUUACUUGAAUGCUUCAAGCCCACUAAUGAGUCAAACAUUCAAGUUUGCGAGGCUUAUUCUGAAGCAGUGAAGAGGGCUAUUGUGGAUCAUCAUACUGCAGUGGCAGGGGGUCUCUUGUUGAAACUUCCUUUCAGCACCAUAUUUGAGUAUCUCCAGAUGUUGCAAAUGAUUGCUAUGUCAAUGAGAUGUAUUGGUCCACGUGCAAUGUUCUAUCUGGCUGCUGCAGUGUCUGACUAUUAUGUUCCUUGGAAGGACAUGGUAGAGCACAAAAUUCAGUCAGGAUCUCACCUCUUGGAUGUGAAACUAGUUCAAGUACCAAAAAUGUUGUCGGUGCUCAGGCAAGAUUGGGCUCCUCUGGCUUUCUGCAUAUCUUUCAAGUUAGAGACAGAUUCAAACAUUCUUCUAAAUAAGGCUGGUGGGGCUCUUGAAAAGUACAAGAUGCAUGCAGUUGUUGCAAAUGAACUCAACACUCGCAAGGAGCAAGUGGUGGUUGUAACUAGUGCUGAGAAGGUUACCGUUCAGUGUGAUAAGAGUCGGUCUGAUAAUGAUGUAGAGAAUCCCCUGAUUAAACUUCUUUCGGAGAAACAUGCCACUUACAUUGAGGAUUCCGGUAGAUGAGUCUAGGGAAUGACUUUGGCUUCUCCCGUUUCAGUUCCGGACACUACCACACAUUGCAUCAAUAAGUCAUGAUCAUGAAUAAAAAGGAGAAUUAGACAGUAUGAAUACAGGAGCUAAAGAAGAAAAGUAACGUGGCAGAAGACGACAGUUCUAACCAUACCAUUGACAGACUUCGGCUAUAUACGAACUUUGUAUUUUACUUCGUGUGAUUCUUCUCAUUGUUAAUUGGGCUACCCCUUUUGUCAUAUUAAUUUAUAAUUUAUACCAUUAUAUAAAAAAUGAUAUCUCUUUCACUAACAAC